AUGAAGAAGAAGCAGCAGCACGGCAGCGGGGACUGCCCGGCGACUCGGCCCCCCGCGGCGGCGGGAGGGGGCCCGGGUCAGAGCGGGAGCUGGAAGAGGCGGCGGCCCCUCUCGUUGCUGCCCUUCCUCUCGCUGCGCGACUACGGCUUCUGCAUGGCCGCCCUGCUGCUCUUCUGCCUGGGUUCUCUCUUCUAUCAGCUCAACGGGGGGCCCCCGCACUUUCUGCUGGACUUGCGGCACUAUCUGGGAAAUUCCACUUACUUGGAUGACCACGGACCACCCCCUCAAAAGGUACUUCCUUUCCCCAGCCAGGUGGUCUAUAACAGAGUUGGAAAGUGUGGAAGUCGAACUGUGGUUUUGCUUUUGAGAAUUUUAUCAGAGAAGCAUGGAUUCAAUCUGGUUACAUCUGAUAUCCAUAACAAAACAAGACUGACCAAAAAUGAACAGAUGGAAUUGAUUAAAAACAUAAGCACUGCUGAGCAGCCCUAUUUAUUCACUAGACACGUUCAUUUCCUCAACUUCUCAAGGUUUGGAGGAGACCAGCCUGUGUACAUCAAUAUUAUUAGAGAUCCUGUCAAUCGAUUUUUAUCCAAUUAUUUUUUUCGACGUUUUGGAGACUGGAGAGGAGAACAGAAUCACAUGAUCCGUACCCCCAGCAUGAGGCAGGAGGAAAGAUACCUGGACAUUAAUGUAUGUAUCCUUGAAAACUACCCUGAAUGUUCCAAUCCCAGGUUAUUUUACAUCAUACCAUACUUCUGUGGACAGCAUCCAAGAUGCAGAGAGCCUGGUGAAUGGGCCCUUGAAAGAGCAAAGCUGAAUGUUAAUGAAAAUUUUCUGCUUGUGGGCAUUCUGGAGGAGUUGGAAGAUGUGCUGCUUUUAUUAGAAAGAUUCUUACCUCACUAUUUCAAGGAUGUGCUUAGCAUCUACAAAAACCCAGAACAUAGGAAACUUGGCAAUCUGACUGUGACAGUGAAGAAGACCGUCCCUUCUCCAGAAGCAAUACAGAUCCUCUACCAACGCAUGAGAUAUGAAUAUGAGUUUUAUUACUAUGUUAAAGAACAGUUCCACCUGCUAAAGCGCAAAUUUGGACUGAAGUCUCAUACCAGGAAACCACGUCCCAGACCCGAGUUCUUCAUUCCUUCUCCCCUGGAAACAGAGGAACCGAUAGAUGAUGAGGAAGAAGAUGAUGAAAAGUGGUUAGAGGAUAUCUAUAAAAGUGGAGGUAAAGAAGUGUUGUUAUCCCCAUUUCAUACAUGGGAAAUGGAUACAGCAAGUGGGUAA
Indicator indicator is the source of this 1281-nucleotide messenger RNA. RefSeq names its product uronyl 2-sulfotransferase (gene UST). The coding region runs from base 1 to 1281 and encodes 426 amino acids. Gene Ontology annotation, molecular function: sulfotransferase activity. Lineage: Eukaryota; Metazoa; Chordata; Aves; Piciformes; Indicatoridae. The transcript has 9 exons. The record is from RefSeq and is a predicted model, not a curated record. Gene Ontology annotation, cellular component: membrane.